UUAAAGGUCGGUCAGCUUGGAUGGGUCUUCUGAGCCACCAGCUGCCGUGGCCUUGUUGACACCGACGACUACAACUGAUUCCUUGCUCAAGAGACACAACCAAAUGAAUUCGAAAGGACCCGUGGCUGUUCCUCUUUACAUACUGACCUGCGGGGCCCUUGGCCCGUAGCGUUGGGCAGCAGGCGUCGACAGGGUUUUCGGCCUCCUCCACAUGUCUACAAUUUGACAAUAACAAAUUGAGCUCAAUGCCUACCUGUCUGUGCGCCUCCGUCCGCGAGAAUCGGAAGAAGAGACCCCAGAAUAUAAAAUGUAGACAACGAUUGCCAGGCCCCGCCCGCCUGCACACAGACAAGUAUCUCAGUACUGUACAUGUCUCUGUCUUCUUCUGAGCGGCAGCACACCUUCCGCCAUUGAUUCCUUUAUCUGACGACACAGAAGAGGUGACCCAGACAGCCUCAGCCGUGGUGUGUGUACUGCGUCCAUGUGGUGACUGAGGUGCAUACGCAUUGAGUGGGGGCGAGGGCGGGUGGAUAGCCUCCAGCUCGACGGCAACCGCACUCGCACUGUCGCUGCUGCUCGGGUCGGAGUGCACAUGCUGGCCCUCAGUCGCCUCCUCUCCCUUCUCAGGAACCUCAACCACCUGCAUGGCACACAGACAGACAGACAGACAGAUUACAUGUACGUAUGUUAUCCGUGCCGGCCGAUGUGAUGUGUCCGUCCGUCCAUGCAUCACUUAGACGGCCUGCUUCUCUGUGUGUGUGCAACCUGCCUCAUUUACCAUUUGAUGAAUCACAGUGUCGGUGUCGCUGGGCGUGUCGUCAGCCACCUCGCCCUCUCCCUCUCCCUCGGCCGCAGCAGCACCGACCUCUCCGUCCUCUACGACCGCGGAUGCCCCCUGCUCGGCCUCUCCCUGGGGCUCUUCUGCAGACGUCUCGGCGUCCUGUGGCUGGGCUGCCGGGUCUGCGAUGGUGGCUGUGGGCUCGCCCUGGUCGGCGAUCUCCUCCUGCUGUGGAGGCUGCUGGUCGGGCUCGUGGAUGAUCAGAGUGGUCUUGUGGAGGGUGGUGAGAUCGGCCGGGACUUGAACCAUACCCUGCAAUUCCAUCCCAGUGACCGUUCUUCCUGACUGACUGACCAUUGUCAUGGGGCUGUAGUGCUCCUCGAGCGACGGUGACCACGUGACGUCGCCGACGCGCUUGGUGAGGCGGGGUAUCAUGAGCCAGUCGCGAUCCGUGGCGGACACAUCCAGACCAAACACUGUGGGCUGGCACAACUGCAGGGACACACGCGAAAGAUGAGAUGCACCAGUGCUUAUAUUUACACGCACCCACGGUGUGUGUGACAUGACUUGACAGCUUCGAUCUGCCUCGCUGGCUCGCCACAAAUGCAUAGCUGUCUGUCUGUCUGUCUGUCUGUCUGUGCAUAUAAUAUGUACCUCCCUACCUUCAGAAUGAGGUCGCUGAAGUGAACUGUGGUGGUUGAAGUGGAAGGCGGCACCUAGCUGACGCUCAUCACGUUGUCGUCGUCGUGCAACGGCUCGCUGUGGUGAACUGUGGCCAAUCCGCACUCGUCCUGCAAUGCAACCACACACACACCAAACCACACACCAAACCAUCGAUUCACAUGACAUGCGUGUGGGUGGGUUGUUGGAGGGGGGCUGUGCUGUGCUGUGCUGUGCUGUGCGUACAUACAUACAUACAUACAUACCGCAACGGGCGCCUUGCGUCGCUCAUCCUUGGCAUCCCGCAACCUACACACGUGCAUCCAUCCAUCCAUCCAUCAUACAUAUACAUACAUAUAUACAAUACAUAUGCACCCAUCCUUGUGCCCGCAGCGGUAUGUAUGUAUGUAUCACUGCACUGCUCACAGGCGGAACGCGCGACGCUCGAGUGCGCGCAUCAUUCCGUCGACGAGGAACUGGGGCCCAGCUGAUUGAGCAAGACAAGAGACACAACGCACGCAGAGCACAACGCCCGAUGCAUGCAUGCAGAGAAAGUGUUGUGUUGGGUUGGAUUACACACAUCUUAUCAAUCAUCUGCCCUUCCUUCGUGUACGUCUGUCGCUCUCACCACGCCAGUAGAUGUACCGCCGCAGGUCGUCAUGAGCUUCCACGUAUAUCCACGUCAGGUAGCUCACCUUGGCCUGCUCCUGUGGUGUCAGCUCGAGCCUCCUCUUCCCUCGCGACCUCUCCCUCAUAUCCCUCGUAACCCCUCGUUCGAUGCCUGCAAGAAAUGCACCACAGCACAGACGGUGGCGGUGAGGGGUGGCGGUGGGUGCGUCUACAGGGCUCUCCUGGAAACAUAAGCGACAAAUAUCAGAUGACUUGAGCGGUGUGUUCCUGUAUGUGCGUCCGUGGAUGCCUCACUCACCACGUGGUAGAUGACAGUGUCGGCAUCGCUGAGCGUCUCAUCAAACUCCUGUACACAGCCAACAGACACGUCGCAUGACAUCCCUGCCUUACCAGAUGGAUUUCGUCUGCAGCAGGCGCCUCCUCGGCCGACUCAACGGGAACAUUUCCAGCGCCCAAACACGUGCAAGUCUUUCCACAAACACAGCAGUAGCACAGCAUGUUUGUCGUGUACCAU
This is a messenger RNA of Vitrella brassicaformis, 2582 nucleotides long. NCBI's taxonomy places the organism in Eukaryota, Vitrellaceae. The record is from the annotation of a GenBank genome assembly.